AAAGGAAAAGUGGAGGGCGAAACGACUUCAAGUCGAUAAUUAUGUUAGUCAUCAACACAAACUGACGCUCGAUCGUCUCGCUCACCGGCAACCGACAACAACAACAGAAGUUAACCUGCUUUGCCACCUAGAAACUCUCCCCUUAUUUUUGUGUUCUGAAACUAUAAAGAACAAAUUCUGUGCGGUUGUUUUCCGGUGACAUUUAUCCCUAUUCUUUUUUUUUUUGCAAUAAAAAAUAGUUUACACUGUCCUGCUUUAAAUGGUCCUUGGGACAAACCCUUUGCCAUCCGUCGGCCCUUAAUUUCAAUUGAUUAUGUCCGGAUAUUUCCAAGUUUAAUUUUACUAUCAGUCUACAAAAAUUUUUUAUAUUUCAUUUUAUUAUGAGAAUCGACGGACACGAGUAUUUACACUCAUGAGCAAGGGUGGCAAUCCUUCUGGAGUAGAAACAUAACCAAAAAAUAAAAAAAAAGAGGAAGAAUGUCAGACUUUAUGAAAUCACUACAGUUCGGCUAUUUAAAAAAUAAGGAAAGAGAUAAUUUUUUCAUAUCCGAUGACGACAAUGAUGAUUUUAAUUUCAAGUACAUUCCGGAAAAUCAGAUGAAAAAUGUAAUAAAGCACGUGAGGAGACAAAAGACAAAAGUCGAUGAAGAAAACGCGUGGGCCUCGUUCGUCGAACAACAAGAUGUCGAACAAUUAUAUCAUCAUCUCAAUGAAAUCGAUUCAAAUUUUCAAAAUGUCAAUUGCUUCACUUCAAAAUGUUUAGUUGCUGAACAAGAUCACUUUCGAUGGGAGGAUGACUUAUUUCCAGAAGAAAUUGCUGACCAGAAAAGUCCUCUAGUGAAGGACAAUGGUAGCGGAAGUACAAAUUUCCUGCUAACAAUUCCCGAGGAGGAUUUACUGAUUCGUGAUCGUUCACGAGAAGUGAUGAAAGAUCGAAAUCGAACAAAUACGCGAAAAGCGUCAUCAGCACCGGGAGUGAGGCGAAAGAAGGAAAAUUCAAAACGACUAAUUAGUGCAAUGAACCACGACAAUGAUUAUAGUUCUACUCCGGAAUUCAGUCCAGAUCGACUGAGUGAUAAGGACGAAAUAAUAUACGUAAGACCCGAUCCAACGAUAGUUGCAAAAAUAGUUGCAACGCAGAAGAAAAUAUCCGAAAUUCUCGACGAGAUUGCCUUUCGACUUGGGAGAAUUCCACUGCCUGACGGUGAUCGUGAUCUCUAUCGACGUCAACAGAGAGUCAUGGAAUUUUCAAUUCGAUUCGCGAGAAACUAUCUCUACGAUCUUGGACGGCAGGUGGCGGAAAUUCGACGACACAUCAAUGCAAUUGCACCGGGUGCAAGGAGAAAAAUCGGCCGCAGAGCAGUGACAUUUCAUGUACAAGUGAUUGAGCAGAAAUUAGCGACUGCUCAUCAGCUAUUGUUGCAUGCAUUGAGCGCUUACUGUAAACAUAUUCCCAGCUCGGUGCUCAAGGGACAUCCGGGUAAAUUGAAGGAUAUUCUCCAAGUUGUUCUCGAUCUCAAGGAGUUCUGCGAGAAAAUUCAUCUUGUUCCGGAUUGUAUUGGCUCUGGCGAUAUGGAAGGAUUACCCCUGGGGAAGGAAACGGAUAAUAAAUGCAGUGCAAUUCUGUCGAAAUUACGACUAAGUUCCGACGAGUCGCAAUUAGUGAGUCACACAACCAGGUCGACGGCUGCGACGACAAUGAGAAGUAAAAGACGAAAUCUUCGUAAGCAAACGACUAAUCGUUUUAGUAUGUACAACAUGGAUCCACGAUUACCGAAAAAUCAGCCGAAUAGACGACCAAAAUCAUUUUCUCAGAAGGAAAAAAGGCGGAGUGUCAAUGUCGUCAAGAAUAAUCGACUACCAACACCGGAAUUCAUCCAUCCGAGUCCGAUUGAUUCGAAAUCUAAGGAACCGACGACAAAAAACGGAUUUUCGAAAAUAAUUAAUCCUCCUAAGGAAGACGAUAUUCAGACGAUAAUGGAAAUUAUACCAACAGAUUCAGAUGCUUGCAGUAGUGUCGACAAUUCAGAUGAAAAUUCACAAGUGAAAAAAGUGACCAGCAAUUUUCAAAAUUUUCAUAAAAUUCAUCAGGCAACAAACGAAGAAGAAUUACAUAGAAAAAUUUCGGAACUAACUGAAGAUCAUCUAUCGAAUCUGGUACCUGUCAUUGCCGAUUUGAUGUCAAUUAUAAAAAACAACCCAAAGGAUAAAGGAAAUAAAUCGAGUUCAUCUGUACCUAUAGAAACUCUCGUGAAAAUUAUUGAAAAAUACCAAAAAGUCAGUGGUUCGAAAGAAAAAUCAAAGAAAACUGCUGAAGGUACAGCAAAAAUUUCUAAACCAAAAAAUGGAAUAUGCUCGGGUUCGAAAAAUAUGCAAUUACUUUGUGUAGAAUCAAAUGAAGAUUAUCAAGAUUAUCAAGAACCUUCUAAAUUUAUCAACGUCUCAUGUCAAGCAAAUGAUUGUUUGACAGAAACAGCAGUCAGAAAAAAUGGCCUCAUUAAUUUAGAAGUAUCAGAUGACUUGGAGUUUCGUCUAUUAGAAUAUAAGCAAAUGUAUCAAUCCAUAACAGAAUCUAGUCAAAUGUACUGUAAUCAUACGCAAAAUAAACCAUGGGAUAUUGUAGCUUGGGUUUCUGAUCAACUUGUCAGUGAACUAAUUGUCGAUUUGUCGAAAGAACUGCAGAUGGACGAUGUGAUAAAGAAACUAUUUGAGCUAGAAUUUCAAGAACUAUAAAUAAUUUUAUAUGUAAAAAAAAAAUGUAAACUAAAUAAUUCAGCAACGUGAUUUUCGUAGAAUUUAUACCGGAAGAGUGCUUUUUGUAAAUACAUGGAACUUUUAAAAAUA
Molecule: messenger RNA, 2844 nt
Organism: Leptopilina heterotoma
Lineage: Eukaryota; Metazoa; Arthropoda; Insecta; Hymenoptera; Figitidae
Exons: 9
Coding region: 478-2733 (751 amino acids)
Source: RefSeq, a predicted model, not a curated record